AGCCCAAGGACUUUGCUUUUGCUGUAGCGCUCCUCGAGGCGAGAAUCGCUUCCCGUUGUUGUUGGUGUUGCCAAGUCAUUGCGAUCAUCUUAUCGCGACCCCUGCUGAUUGAGAUCGACCCAAACGGCACUUCCCACCACACUCUAACGAGGGCGAUCUCAGACACCGGUGCAGAUCGCUAACCACUCGGCUGGUAGGCCUCCUUAAUAUCGUUUGAAGUCGUCUAAUCCCUUUUAAAGUUCAGUCUUCGUCCUCCAUCUCCCGAACGAGGUUUUCUUGUCUGUUUCAGUCAUCAGCGGUCAGGUGUCGAGCAGAAAUCCAACUGCAGUCCUUCUUUCAAACCAACCCCAGUCAUUCUUUCGAAACAACAGCCAACUACCGUCAUUCUUUGAGCAGCCGACCGCCAAGAUGUCCCUCCUAACAAAAGCCGCCCUCCUCCUCGCCGUCGCCGGCUCCGCCCUCGGCGCCCCCACCAUUACCAACCCCGGCGGCUUCAAGACCCACGUCUCCGCCACCAGUACCGGCAACCACAUCCCCGGCCACGGCACUCACUUUGAGCUCCCCGAGCAUCUCAAACGCAACUCUGUCCGCUCCAUCCCCGGCGGCGGAGAGAUCCAGAACACUGAAACGCCCCAGUCGGGCCAGGGCCAGUCGUUCUACACCAACCACACCUACGUCCCUGCCGAGGCCUACAACCGCACUGGCACCGUCACUAAGCGCGACGGUCAGGCCAUCCCGAUGUCUCACAAGUCUUCACUCCCCUUCGUCGACCAGACCACCGGUAUCUCCUUCCAGCGGUUCUACGACUCGGCCAGCCAAUUUUCCUUCGCCCUCGCUUUGUCCAGCUUACCCGCUGCCGGUUCCAUCCUCGAUGCUGAGCAGGCAAAGAACGACGCAACAGAUUUCAUCGCCCAACUCUCCUUCCCCCUCAACGCCACCACCGGCCUCGGCCGCGGCGCAGGCUGGGGCGGCAUUUCCAUCUCCCCCAAACUAACCGCCUCCCACCUGCCUCUCUUCCUCGGCAUCCAAACCGACGGCUUCGGCAACCUCGCCUUUUCUUCGUUUACCGAAACCGUCAAGUCUGCUGCCGCCGACGCUGCCGACGCUGCUGCGCCCACAACCGCUGGCCAGCAAGCCUCAAAAACAGGAAAGGAUCUAGCCUUCAAGAUCAGGACCAUCGAGUCGGCUACUAGCAUCAACUCCACCUUUUUGACAUACACCUUCUUGUGCGAGGGUUGUUUGUCCAUCAGCAAAUGCGCAGCGAACUUGGACUCGUGGAAAGCUGCCGGCAAGACCAAGGUUCUUCGUCUUGGCUGGGCGACGGGAGAUACCGUUGUUUCUGGAGCCGCUGGUAACGAGACUGAUGCUGCUUUGACCCAGGAGGGUGAGCAGAAGGCUGAGAAGGAAAAGAAAUGGGCGUACCACCGGCUUGGAUUCGGACACCUCAAGAUCGACCUCGAGGGCGCUUUGGCACAUAGCGCUGAGCAGUUUAAUGCGUGGAAGGGCGUGGCGAUGGCGGAGGAGGUUAGAGGGUUUGAGGGCGUGGCGCCGCCGUUUGCGAUGGAUUUGGUUAACGGUGUUGCUAAGGGCCAUGCUGGAAAGGAGGUGAGCGAGGGGGCGAAGGAGGGGGAGAAGAAGGAGGAGGAGGGCGAGAAGGGUGUUGAGGAGGCGGAGAGCGAGAGCGAUAGUGAGAGUGAUAGCGACAGUGAUUCUGACUGUGGAUGUGAGUCGGAUUCCGAUUCGGAUAGCGAGGAUGAGGAGUAAGACGCCGGUUCUUGGUAGAGGUAAUGUUGAGGAUGAGAAAAGAAGGGGAUGUGAUACCCAGUUCGUGUCGGGAUUCAGUUCAGCAAGAAGUAAUGUUAAUCGUUGAAUCAAAGCAUUUUUGAUACCUCUUAUUGCAGCGCCGUGACCUUCGUGAACACUUCGCUACAAGACGUCGACCGGUAAUAUCGCUGAUGGAAGCGACGGGCCCGGAUGUGUCGUUAGUGAAUCCAAACCGCCGGACGACAUGCACAUGGUACACCACGAGAGAAACCU
Messenger RNA from Neurospora tetraspora, 2037 nucleotides. RefSeq lists its product as uncharacterized. The coding region runs from base 409 to 1764 and encodes 451 amino acids. The record is from RefSeq and is a predicted model, not a curated record. NCBI's taxonomy places the organism in Eukaryota, Fungi, Ascomycota, Sordariomycetes, Sordariales, Sordariaceae. The transcript has a single exon.